This is a messenger RNA of Physcomitrium patens, 1368 nucleotides long. Its product is annotated as CBBY-like protein. Gene Ontology annotation, molecular function: hydrolase activity. NCBI's taxonomy places the organism in Eukaryota, Viridiplantae, Streptophyta, Bryopsida, Funariales, Funariaceae. The record is from RefSeq and is a predicted model, not a curated record.
UUUAUCCAGUUCGGCGAAUGCACGCGCCAGGAAUCAUCCAACGCAUGUGUGGCACUGGCUGUGCCCAAGCACAACGCUGUGUCUGUCUUCUGCGCCUCUGGAAGCAAUUUUGCAAUUCCGCAAUGUCCAUGGCGGGGAUGGCGACCUUGCAAUCCGUUUUGUUCGCCUCGCCGGCCGUCACCACCUCCUCCAGCUCCAAUUGUGGCUUCUUCCGCGGCGGAAAAUUUAGCAGCUGCAGAUUGGUCGCACACGCAGGGAGGUUGCAGAGGAAUGGCGCAUGGCGGAUGAAGGUGGUGUCCGCUUUGCCUGACGCAUUGCUGUUCGAUUGCGAUGGCGUCUUGGUGGACACGGAGCGCGACGGGCACAGAAUCAGCUUCAACAAGGCGUUCGAAGAGAAGGGACUGCAAGUGGCGUGGGAUGUGGCGCUGUACGGGAAGCUUCUGGAGAUUGGGGGUGGUAAAGAGCGGAUGACGCAUUACUUCAACGGCGUGGGAUGGCCCGCGUCCGUGGAGGAAGCGCAGCGCAAGGACUUCGUGGCGGGCCUGCACAAGCGGAAAACGGACUUGUUUAUGGAUCUGGUGGAGACCGGGCAGCUGCCAUUGCGGCCCGGGGUGGCGUCGCUGAUCGAUCAAGCUCUGGACAAGGGCGUGCAGGUUGCGGUGUGCAGCACCUCCAACGAGAGGGCUGUGUCGGCAAUCGUGCGCGUGAUGCUCGGGGAUAAGCGCGCGGCCGCCAUGAAGAUUUUCGCCGGCGACGUGGUUCCCAAGAAAAAGCCGGAUCCCGCCAUUUAUCAGCUCGCUGCGACCACUCUGAAUGUGCAGCCGGAGAAGUGUGUGGUGAUCGAGGAUAGCCACAUCGGGGUGACGUCUGCUAAGGCAGCCGGCAUGGUGUGCAUAGUGACCAAGAGCGGGUACACCGAGAACGAGGACUUCAGCGAAGCCGAUGCCGUAUUCCCCUGCAUCGGGGAUCCACCUUCUCAGAAUUUUGAUCUCGACUUUGCUAGCAGUCUGCUGAUGGAAAAGAAGCUUGCUUGAAGAAGCAACACGAUGAGUUAGCUGAUCGAGUAGGCCUUUUGCGAACUGCAUGAAUCACUGGCUAUGUACAGCAUUUUCACGAGAGUGAAAUAGAUUGCACCGUAGUACUUCUUCGUGUGCCAAAUACGCAUUGCUUGGACUCACUCAGAUUGGCCUCGCCGCGGUUCUGAUAUGUGGAAAUUUUAGGCCGUUGACGUGCCUUCAACAGCGUCGCAUACAUCACCGUGCUAUCGCCACGCUGGCCUGUCGAAUAGCGCUUCCGCACUGGGACGUUCCAAGUGGUCGGAGGCGUUGGUUGUGCUCAACGCAAGCUUAAUUAACAUACUUUGUCUAA